GAUUGACGCGGGUUGGAAGUUGCCGGCUAAUGUCCGAUUUCGAAGAAAGUCAGACAAAUGGCCGUCCACCUUCAGUUAGAAAAUCCCCGCGUACAAAAUGUCAUUGUUCAAGAGCCAGCAUCCGUUGAAAUACCCUUCCUCAUCUUUCACUUUCUUAUUCAUCAUCUUCGCUUCUUUCGUACCCAAUAAGAAAACCACGUUUUCUAGAAACUCGUUGGAAUAGCCAAUCAACAACAUAACCCUUUGACUCCUUCCCUACCUGCCCUUGUGUUUAUUUAUUUAUUUUUUCCCUCCUUCAUAUACGUGUCGUUUGUUUAUCCUCAGAAGAAAAACAGAGAGAAAUUGUUUAAUCCUCAGAAGAAACACAGAGAGAGAAAUGGCAACCUCCCAACUCAUCUUCAUUUUCACGGCAGCGAUCUUGUGGGCAUCAGUUUCCAGCCAUCCAGGCCUUAAUACCAGCGGCGGGUGGGAGUCUUUCCGGAAUUUUUCAGGUUGUCACACGGGCGAUCACGUCAGUGGCCUAUCAAGCCUCAAGAAAUACUUAUAUCACUUCGGUUACAUCCCCACCUCUCCUCCUUCCUCCAAUUUCUCUGAUGACUUUGACGAUGCCUUCCAUACCGCCCUCCUUACGUACCAGCAAAACUUCAAUCUCAACACUACAGGCAUCCUCGAUUCCCUAACCUUAGACCAGAUGGUCCGUCCCAGGUGUGGCGUUGCUGAUGUUAUCAACGGCACCUCUACUAUGAACUCGGGUAGAUCGAAGAAUAAGAACGAACGCAGGCUCUACACCUUUUUCCCCGGUACCCCCAAAUGGCCCUCUUCCAAGCGUGAACUGACUUACGCCUUCUCGACGCAGAACCUGGUCAUCCAAAUCCAGGUCAUGCGGACCAUCUUCCGCCGCGCGUUCGACCGCUGGGCCGCAGUCACCCAGCUGACCUUCACGGAGAUAGACUCCUAUAUCACAGCCGAUUUGAGGAUCGGAUUCUUUUCAGGAGAUCACGGUGACGGCGAGCCGUUCGAUGGGGUACUGGGCACAUUGGCGCACGCCUUCUCUCCAACCAACGGGAUGUUCCAUCUGGAUGCUGCUGAGAAUUGGGUGGCGGACGGAGAUGUAACGACCAGCAGCAGUAGAUCAACGGCGAUAGAUCUGGAAUCGGUGGCCGUGCACGAGAUCGGGCAUCUGCUGGGGUUGGGACAUUCGUCGGUGGAGGAUGCGAUCAUGUUCCCCACGAUAGCUGCAGGGACCAGAAGGGUGGAUCUGGGUGCCGACGACAUACUAGGGGUUCAGAAAUUGUACGGGACCAACCCCAAUUUCAACGGUACGUCGUCUUCCACUUCCGAGCAGGAGAGGGAUGCAUCCACCAAUGGGGGGACGGCGAGGGUUUUGACCAGCGGGGCCCACGUCGUGAUGCUGUGUUGUUUCUUGGGCUGGCUAUUAUUAUACUAGUUUUGGUGUCAUGCGGUUGUGGCUGUAAAUAAAUAGAGCAGGACAAUCAUUUGUUACAUUUAUUCGGUUACUGCACUUUCCGAGGGCUGAUUUUUAUUUAAUUUUUAUUUUAUUCGUAUAUGUAUCAUAUACAUACGCCGGUAGAUAUUUUAAUGAUACAGGCAGGCUGUCCUGUGUGUGUUUGUUUA
Molecule: messenger RNA, 1635 nt
Organism: Magnolia sinica
Lineage: Eukaryota; Viridiplantae; Streptophyta; Magnoliopsida; Magnoliales; Magnoliaceae
Product: metalloendoproteinase 2-MMP-like
Exons: 1
Coding region: 377-1447 (356 amino acids)
Biological process (GO): collagen catabolic process; extracellular matrix organization; proteolysis
Cellular component (GO): extracellular matrix
Molecular function (GO): zinc ion binding; metalloendopeptidase activity
Source: RefSeq, a predicted model, not a curated record